Messenger RNA from Plasmodium gonderi, 1863 nucleotides. RefSeq lists its product as hypothetical. Lineage: Eukaryota; Apicomplexa; Aconoidasida; Haemosporida; Plasmodiidae. The record is from RefSeq and is a predicted model, not a curated record. The coding region runs from base 1 to 1863 and encodes 620 amino acids. The transcript has a single exon.
AUGAAAGAAUUAGUAGGAAGAUCACGAAAUGAAAGAAAGCUAGAUGGAAUUUACAACAAGCAAAGGGACAUACUGAUACAUCAGUAUAAAAGCAAGAGGGUAAAGAAUAAGGACAUAUACACAAAUUUAAGCAAAAGAAAAGCAAAUGAGACCAUUCCCUUUCCAGAAAUAUAUGAGAAAAAAAGAAAAAUUGACAAGAUAAAGUUGAAUUCUUACAAAGUGACUGUAACCAGAUUAGGAAAUGUCAAAUCGAAUUAUAACACCCCGAAUAAUAUCCAAAUCGUAAGAAACAAUGGCGAAAUUGCCGAACACUCAGGACAUCUCAGACAGAUGGACAUGGCCCCCCAAAACAACAGAAGUAAUAACAAUAUUACAUUAUAUAAGGGAAUUCAUAUGAUCAUAUAUAAACAUAUAUAUUCCAAAACGAAGUUUGUAAAAAGUCUAAGCUUAUUCAUAAAUCUAUGUAUUAACUACUUAAAUAAUGAAAAUAAAAAUGUUUUUUUUUUUGCUUUUGAUAAAAUAGUAAAGGUAUUCCUUCAAAAUUAUAUCCAUGAUGAUAACCAAAAUUCAACACACCUCAUCUACACCGUUUACAACGACAAUGAGUUGCAUAUCAAAUGCAUGAUUUCUCUUUUUGACAAAGUUAUAAAUAAAAUAAUAGACAAUCGUUUUCUCAUAAAUAAUAAUACCACCCCCUCAGUAGCACCGAUAAAAGGGGGGAAAGAAUCUCAUGAUGGAGCAGAGGAAGCUUCAAAUGAUACUAAGAAUGGCUGUUCCUCUUAUCCUCCAAAAAAUGACUUAUUGCCUCCUCAUAAUGGAGAUAGAACCGAUGAGAGGAAAUUUCCUAAAGGAGAUUCACUGCAAAUGGAGAAUGCUCAACAGCAUGAUUCUGCAAAAUGGGCGAUCGCGAAUAGUGAUGCCAGAGGCGAAGGGGAUAGUGACGAAAAUAAUGACGUGAGUAGUGACAAGAAUAAUGACGUGAGUAGUGACAAGAAUAAUGACGUGAGUAGUGACAAGAAUAAUGACAUGAGUAGUGACAAGAAUAAUGACGUGAGUAGUGACAAGAAUAAUGACGUGAGUAGUGACAAGAAUAAUGACAUGAGUAGUGACAAGAAUAAUGGCGGGAGAAACCCCCCCCUGCAUGAUAAUACAGAAGACAAUAGAAACAAACAAACCAAUGAACCGAGCAAAGUAAUUAUUUCCAAAAGGGAAAAAAAAUACCUAAAGGCACUUAAAAUUAAAGUAUACUAUUUAAUUAUACUAUAUAAACUAAAUGAUAAUUUUGUUUUUAACAAAUUAAUAAGUAUAUAUAGGCAAAUCUUUCAGGAACUUCUGGGAGACUAUGAUCUUUUUGAGGAAACAUUAUGUCAGGAAAAAUUGAAACCAUCAAUUGUAGAAGAGCAGGUUGUUUCCAAUUGUACGAAAGAAAAUUCAGCGCCCCGCAUCUGUGAUUUCACAACAGAUAAUAAUGAAAUCGUUGAUGAUGAAAAUUUCCUAAUUGUGCUUGAUAAGUGGACCUUACCAAAUGAUUACGAAAUUUUUAAGAUAAAAAGAAAUGCAUUUGUUAAGUGUAUGUCAAAAUUGUAUAACUUUAUUAAUGUCAAAUGGGCCAGUACUUUAGUAGAAAGCCUACUGCUAGACGUGUAUUUGAAAAAAUACAUCUUCGAUACCUGUGAUGAAAUAGUUAUAGAGAAACUCCAAUCAGCAGCUAAAUUAAAUAUGAACAAAAGAAAAAAUAAAUUUCAUUCCCCCCAUGUUUUAUCCAUAGGAGAAUCCUUAAAUCCAGUGGUGGACGCUCGGGAUGAGAAAAUUGUAUCCCUUCAUGGUUCUCAUGUUUGGUCAACCAAGCAAAUGGAGCAUUAA